AUGUGGCGGGAUCGAACAAACCUUUACAUCUCCUAUCGCCAGUCCUUCGCUCACCACCCGGCCAAAAAACCACGUCACAUUGGAGGAGCCUGGAGUGACCAUGCAGACAGCACGGGGCUCUCAGAAGAGCGCCGCGGGCUCAUGUCCGGCGGUGGAUUCGAGGACGACGGAGAUGCUGUCAUAGAGAUGGACCUGCUGCCUCCUCGGUGGAUGGACGUACAGGAUGAAGUUACCGAGUACCUGCGAGACAUUUCCCGAAAGUCCGCCCAGCUGGAUAAGCUGCACCAGAAGCAUGUACUGCCAGGGUUCGGGGACGAGGCCGCCAGGAGAGAAGAGGAGGAUAUGAUUGAACAACUGACCCAAGAUAUCACGAGGGGAUUCCAUGAUUGCCAGAGAUCAAUACAGAAAGUCGAAGCAAUGGCUCGAGAUGCCCGAGAGCAAGGAUCCGGUGUGAAUAAGGGUGAGGAUACGAUGGCGAGGAACCUGCAGAUUUCUCUUGCGGCACGGGUGCAGGAAGCUAGUGCUGGAUUUAGAAAGAAGCAGAGCACAUACUUGAAAAUAGAAUCUGACGCCGACAAGUCAUACUCUCAAUCCACCCUCCUACAAGCGGCACAGCAACAGCAACAGCUGGGCAGUAACGAUGCAGCAAUUGCACAACGAGAGCGAGAAAUUAACGACAUUGCAAAGGGCAUUAUUGAGCUCUCGGAUAUUUUCCGUGAUUUGCAGACCAUGAUUAUCGACCAAGGAACGUUACUAGAUCGCAUCGACUUCAAUGUUGAACGAAUGACGGUUGACGUUAAAGGUGCCGAGAAAGAAUUGAAAGUGGCCACAAACUACCAAAGACGCACAACAAAACGGAAAAUACUCCUCCUUCUAGCCCUCCUCGUCGUCGCCAUGUUCAUCAUACUCCUCGUCAAACCAAAGAAACACGCUGCUCCUGAACCAGCUCCUCAACCUCCUCCCCAAGCACCACCACAAAACCCACCACCCGAAGGACAAAACCAACCCCCUCGGAGAUCCCUCCCGCACAACUACGUGUCGUUUAAAAGGGGUCCGAGGCGGACUACCUCCCGCAACAGUCUCCUGAUUGAUAUAUGGGAUGAACCAGGGAUCCCACUACCGUCGUAA
This is a messenger RNA of Arthroderma uncinatum, 1128 nucleotides long. RefSeq names its product t-SNARE affecting a late Golgi compartment protein 2. Gene Ontology annotation, biological process: intracellular protein transport; vesicle-mediated transport; vesicle fusion. Gene Ontology annotation, cellular component: membrane; SNARE complex; endomembrane system. Bases 1 to 1128 code for a protein of 375 amino acids. The record is from RefSeq and is a predicted model, not a curated record. NCBI's taxonomy places the organism in Eukaryota, Fungi, Ascomycota, Eurotiomycetes, Onygenales, Arthrodermataceae. The transcript is spliced from 4 exons. Gene Ontology annotation, molecular function: SNARE binding; SNAP receptor activity.